AUGGCCGACAAACGGCUCAACGACCUCCUCCGGUGGUCCGUCGAAAACAGCGACGUCCCGCACAACGACCCCUCCCUCGCAGCCCCGUCGCAGCCCAGCUCUUCGCAUCUCACCCCCGAGCUCAUGGCCGCUCUCAUGGGCGGCCCCUCGGAUGCCGACCUCAUGAAAGCAUCCAUGGAAAUCAUCACGUCCCCCGACUCGGAAGUCACGCUGGAGAACAAGCUCAUCGCCUUUGACAACCUUGAGCAGCUCAUCGAGUCCCUCGACAAUGCGAACAACAUUGGGAACCUGGGGCUGUGGACGCCCCUCUUGGAGCAGCUAACGCACCAGGAGGCCGAGGUGCGUAAAAUGGCAGCCUGGUGUAUCGGUACCGCGGUGCAGAACAAUCAACAGACGCAGGAGAGACUGUACGCCAUGGGGGGCGUGCCUGCUCUUGUGGGUAUGGCUACGCGGCAGGAGGAGAAGGAGGACGUGAGGAAAAAGGCCAUUUAUGCGCUUAGCUCGGCCUGUAGGAACUACCAGCCUGCGAUGGAUGUGUGCGUCGAGGAGUUGAGCAAGAAUGGCCAUGACGCCGACAAGGUGGAUGCCAGGGAUAUGGAGGCUGUCGACGUCAUCAUAAAUGUGUUGAGGGACAAGGUCAAGAAUAGCGGUUGA
Ustilaginoidea virens is the source of this 654-nucleotide messenger RNA. RefSeq lists its product as uncharacterized. Bases 1 to 654 code for a protein of 217 amino acids. Gene Ontology annotation, molecular function: protein binding. The record is from RefSeq and is a predicted model, not a curated record. Lineage: Eukaryota; Fungi; Ascomycota; Sordariomycetes; Hypocreales; Clavicipitaceae. The transcript has a single exon.